Molecule: messenger RNA, 6036 nt
Organism: Mustela erminea (ermine)
Lineage: Eukaryota; Metazoa; Chordata; Mammalia; Carnivora; Mustelidae
Gene: ALKBH1
Product: alkB homolog 1, histone H2A dioxygenase
Exons: 5
Coding region: 1921-2907 (328 amino acids)
Biological process (GO): oxidative RNA demethylation
Cellular component (GO): nucleus; cytoplasm
Molecular function (GO): broad specificity oxidative DNA demethylase activity; oxidative RNA demethylase activity; ferrous iron binding
Source: RefSeq, a predicted model, not a curated record
CUCAUGCUCUCGCUCUCUCAAAUAAAUUGAUUAAAUAGAAAAUACAGAAAUACCUUAUGUGAUCAAAUAAGCUUUUAUCUGUCAUCCUUUUUCAUGGAGAGGACAUAAAGUUAACACUGUAUUUGUGAUUUCAAAGAUUAAAAGCAAGAAAAAUGCCUAAAAAAUACCAGUUUUCAUUAUGCCAUGGGCCAGGUCUGUGUCACAGCUCUUAAUAAUUAUGAACACUGAUAUAUUUGUUAACAGUAUAGGAUGGCAUAACAGUAUCCGUACUUCCCUAAAAGGCCUCGUACACUUCAAUUCUUCAUGAAAGAAGAGCCAGAUGAUGGCUUUAAUGUAUGAAAGUGUGGCUCGCCAUGAAUUUGGGUGAAUGAGGAGCGUGCAUCACCAGUAGUCUUAUAUGUACCUUUUGUUCUUGAAGGCUGCCCUUGACAUUUCAGGCCUACCUCCUGUUUUCAAGGCCUUGUUUCUCUCUUGCUAUGCCCUCUUCUCUUAACAAAUUGUUUAAGACUACAAAGCUAUCAACCCUACUUCGGUUUAUCUAUUGUCCAAAUAAUUGUAUUGAUUUUGAGGUUUUCUGGGAUUUCACACUUAAGUCACAUUUUGUGAGUUGGUACCUCACUAGAGGUACCCUCAGAGACUUCAUUCUGUCUUCCCUGACAUUUGAAGCUGCAUUUAGUAGAAGUCCGAUGUCCAGAACGUGGGAAAUGACCGUCUCUGAUUCAGACUUGAUCAGAGGGAUUGUGUGAACUUCUGCUUGUUGUGAAGGAAUCUGAGUAACCACAACCUGUCCUUUUAAGAAUGUGCAGGAAGUCAUGGGUCAAAAGAAGAGUAAAUCUGAGAGGGAACCUGACAGCAUCCAACAUUUGAAAGGUUGUCAUACCACAAAGGGAUGAGAGCAGUAGGUACUAGUAGUAAAGGCCUAGGUUCUGACACGAGGCUACCUGGGUUCAAGUCAUGGUUCUACCAUCCACUAUAUGACCUUGGGCAAGUUUCUUAAUCUUUCUUGGCCUUGGUUUUCUGAUAGGUAAAAUGUGUAUAAAAAGGUGCUCACUUUGUAAGGUUAUUGUGAAGAUUAAAUGUGAGUACACUGUGAAGUACUUAAGCCCAUGCAUGGCACAUAGUAAAUGAUUGGUCAAUGAGAGAAAGCUAGAGGUAUUUUUGAAGAAUGUGAAACUAAUUUAGGGGUUGCUCUGUGUGUCCAAACCUAAGAUCAAUGCAUGAAAAUUAAAAGGAGACAAAUUUUAAUUCAGUAAAAGAAAGCAACAGUCGUCUAGAGUGAACUGUCUAAAAGGUAUUCAUUUUCCUUUUACUGGGUAAGCAGUAGUCUUCCUUUAAUCUGAUAUUUUACGGAAUGUUAUAAUCUUUAUUUUGUGAAGUAAUGCUGUUGGUGGGUAAGUUGGGGGUUUUCAUAUCUUUUUUUUUUCUCUCUCUCUCUCAGAAUAUUGACAGUCCUGUCAUACUCUAAAGUUACUUGGAGAAUUUUGCUGGUGCAUGAAGUGCAGAAGUAGCCUCCACUCAGAAACAAAUGUUCUCUCUCCUGUCCUCCAGUUUUAGAGGAAGAGGAACACCUUCUGUUGAAAGCCAGUGCCUUCACCUUCUUGAUUCCACCUUCUUUCACCCCUUCCAGCGUUUAAGACCUUGCUCUGCUCCUUUCCUCUCUUCCAUUUUCCACCAGUUCCAAUCACUGCUGGUUCUUCUGCAUUAUCUGUAAGCAUGCGUAGGCCUGUCCCAACCCUAAAAACCAUAAACUCUCCCCUUAAAUUCUUUAUUCUUCCAUGCCUGCUCUUCAACUUUUUGUUUCCUUUUAUAGCCAGGUUUCUGCAAGGCAUUAUCCGAUAAAGGCGGUCUCUGCUGUUCAGUCACCAGGGGCUUCACUGAGGACAGUUUUUCAUCUCUAAUUCUUAAGAAAGUACAUAGCAUAUGUUCGUUGAGUGUUUAAAGAAUGGAUCCUUUGCCUGCAUAGGAUUCCAGUUAAAUAUUGUUAUUCCUCUUGGACACAGGAGAAGAAUGACGUUAGACUACUGUCAAGGUCACAGAAUCCUUUUCCACACACGUGCUGUAGGUUACCAGUGGCACUGGGUGAAGCAGUGCCUUAAGUUAUAUUCCCAGAAACCAAAUGUGUGUAACCUGGACAAGCACAUGACCCAGGAAGAGACUCAGGACCUGUGGGAACAGAGCAAAGAGUUUCUGAGGAACAAAGAAGUGAAUAAACGGAGACCCCGAAGCUUACUAGAGAAGUUGCGCUGGGUGACUCUAGGCUACCAUUACAACUGGGACAGUAAGAAAUACUCAGCCGAUCAUUAUACACCUUUCCCUUCUGACCUGGCUUUCCUCUCAGAGCAAGUAGCUGCAGCCUGUGGAUUUCAGGGUUUCCGAGCCGAGGCAGGUAUCCUGAAUUACUACAGAUUGGACUCCACACUGGGAAUUCACGUAGAUAGAUCUGAACUAGAUCACUCCAAACCCCUGCUGUCUUUCAGCUUCGGACAGUCUGCCAUCUUUCUCCUGGGUGGCCUCAAAAGAGAUGAGGUGCCCACAGCGAUGUUCAUGCACAGCGGUGACAUCAUGGUAAUGUCAGGUUUCAGCCGCCUGUUGAAUCAUGCAGUCCCAAGGGUCCUUCCAAGUCCUCAGGGGGAGAGCCUGCCGUGCUGCCUAGAGACUCCUCUGCCCACCGUCCUCCCCAGAGACUCCGUGGUAGAACCCUGCUCCGAGGAGGACUGGCAGGUGUGCACCAGCUACUUGAAGACUGCUCGUGUGAACAUGACUGUCCGACAGGUACUGGCCACAGACCAGGACUUCCCUGUGGAACCCAUGGAGGAGAAGAAGAGAGACAUCACCACAGAAGGUUUCUGCCACUUGGAUGACGAGAAUUGCCAAGUAAAACGAGUGAAGUUAAACCCUGACAGCUGAGACUUGGGGAGCCCGUUCUUUUCCUCAGGCAGGUCUCACAGUAGAUGACCAUGCUUUCUUGUAUUGCCAUAGACUUUAACAUCAAGACAAGCCAAAAACAGAGACAGGGAAAAACUCAUCAUGGAUCACAGUGUUGCCUUGGAACCCAUCCUAAAGAGUAAAGCAGCUAGCCACUUCGCUCAGAGAUGUGUUGGACAUGGGCCAGUCUGGUUAGAUGUCAGUUCUGUUGUACGUGAGAAGUCCAAGAAGCAGCCAGAACAGCCUUCCCAGCCUCUGCCGUUACCUCUGAGAGAGGCAGAAGUGAGUUGCCAUGUUAUUGGAGCCUUAAAUACCUCAAAUUUUAUUAAUGGGAAACCUGACACCCUUCCUGCUACCCCUUCUAAUGAUUUGUGAUAAAAUCAUGGUCCCCGGAACCAGUCAGUAGGCUCCUCCUCCUUCUUGCAGCCACCCAGUGAUCUUUUCUUCCGUCUUCUCUGGCCUUCACAGAAAAAUCCUAUACACAUGAAGACAAUGGAACUAGAAACCUCGUCUCCUAGGAAAGAAAUUAAUCACAGCUCUCUCUUACCUAAAAGAUAAAAUAUAUAUAAAGCCACAGGAAGAGGAGUGGUAGUUUCUCCAGAUUUCCUUUAGGUCUAAACUCUUCCUGUUGGCUUUUUAAUGCAGUUUUAAUUGUUCGACUAAAAAAGCCCCAAGGGUGUUCUGUAACUGUUUUCUCCAUGAAUAAAACUCUCUCUUUUAAAUUAAAGAUCUGUAUCUGUCUUCGAGGGUUAGCGAAUCUGGGAUUAGUUUUCUUUUUCCUGCUUUUACUUGCUGCGUCGUUCAUGCUGUUGAAGCCCUCUAGCUGGUUCUGCCCUGUACCAUCCCGCUCUGCCCUAAGUAUUCUCUGUGAUUAUCUCACAGGAGAGAAUAUUCUUUGAUAUUCUAGUCACUGCUAUCUUUUGUGAUUGUGGGCAGCUUGGGAAAUGCAUGAAGCACCAAGUUUUAAUAUUUGUACCCCCACCAGCUCGAGUCACCAUACCCUUAGGUGAGCUGCUUUACAUGUCUCUGGGCCUCAGUUUCCUCAUCCAUGACAUGAAGAUAGUAUUGACUCCCAACUUCCAUUUCAGUUGAUAAUGGGAAUUUAGUGCUCCUUUCUAGAAACAUGGUGUCGGUAUUUUAUUACUGCAUGGACCCGAGACAUCGCCUUUUGUCAGUGUGAACGACUGUCUAGAAGCCACUUGGAUACCUGCUGCUUGGACAAGACUUCCUGAGUCUGCGUGUCUCUGUCCUCCCUUUUUUCUUCUUAGGAACAUUGUAUAUGGAGUUUAUAUUUUGAUACUUGUUUUUUAAGAAUUAUAAAUUAAUACAUUCAUCCCUUACACCUAAAUAACCUCAAAAUUAGUGUAUGGUGGAAAAUUUUUAUGUAAUUAAAGUAUUUUAAGUAAUUUUAAAUUACUAAAAUCACCACUGGAAAAAUCCCUUUUGUUUUCCCUUAGUGUACAUCGUUCAGGACCCACUGAAAAUCCACAUCUGUUGUUUAGCAAUCUAGUAGGUCAGCCCAUUCUUCAGCAUCAGAAUAGUUUGCUCUUGAGUUAGUUGAGUAUCAGACGAAGGUGCUAACUUGUGUUUUGAAACAAUGUGGUUCCGAAAAAGUACAUACUCAGACUCUAAACUCAAACCCCACAAAGUGAGAUGUGUGCUAUGAGAAGCCUGUGGGAAUGGUCCUGCCAAGAGAAAUGCAGAUCCCAGUCUCCCAGCCCACACUCCCUCGAGAGAUGUGCUGAUUGGGACGGUGAGGAAAAUUAUUGACACCAUUAAGUUCUCUAAGUUUUAUUUAUUUUUGUGAGGCACCUAUCGUUGAAGCUCUAUAAUGCGACUCUAUUUUCACAGUAAGCAGAAAAGGAGGCAAUUGAAGAAAAAGGGAAAAAUUGGUGAUUUUUUCCACAUUUCCGUGAGGAUGAUCCCUCCCCCAGGUUUGGUUGGUUUUAGUUGUCCACCAGACAUUCUCCAAGUCAGGAGAUGACAAGUGCUGACCAACCUCCUGCAUGUGUACUGCCCACGGACUAAGAACAGCUUCUACGUUUCUAAGCGGCUGGAGAGAAAAAGUCAGGAGUUGGAAUAGUAUUUUGUAACACCUGAAAAUGAGAAGAAAGCCAAAUUCCUGCAACCGUAAGUCAAGUCCUAUGAGAACAGUCACGCUCGUUUAGAGAUGACCUGGGGCUGUUCCCCGCAAAGGACAGAGUUGAGCGGUGGCAGUAGACUCCGCAGGGCCUGAGGGAGGGAGCCAGCCUCGAGCAGAGUGUUGGUGGAUGCGAGAAAGGAAGCUGGACCCUGAGACAGGAACCUGAAGCCAGGGGGAGGAGCCAAGGGAAGAUCUUUUUUUCCCUUUAUUAUUUUAUACUGAAUAGAUGCUCAGUACGAGGUAGGAUAUGCACUGUAGAGUCACAGUGUUCGGCCUGGGGAAACCAAUACUCAGAUGACACACUGCCGGUGGGGAUGUGGUGGCAGUCCCAGGUUCCGUCCCCUUGUCCUCCCAGAAGUGGUGUCGUUUGAUGACAGACUGUAUGGUCGUCCUAAUUCUGUUUUUGAAUGUGUACCCUUCAACCCACUCACUCACUUCUAGGAGAUGAGUCAAAAGGAGUCAUUAGAGCUGUCCACAAGACUUUGCUGUAAGAAUGUAACAGUGGAGUCCUAAAUAAGCUUGAUUUUCAGCAGCAGGGAGUUGGUUGGCGGAGUUCAUGUGUUCAUUUGGAAAGUGGUUAUCGAGCACUGUUUUCUAUCAAGAGGCCCUGGUCUUUGCAAAAAGUGACCUGCCUUUGUGGUUCUAUCCUAGUGACUGUGACAUCACCAUACAAGGGAAAUCUGUAGCCAUUUAAAGUUAAGUUUUGGAAGAACAGGUAAAGAUAUGAGAAAAUACUCAUACUAUAAUAAGAAAAGUCUGUCAUGAAACUGUGUAAUCUUGUAAAGAAUGUUUACAUGCUUUUUUUUUUUUAACUCCAAGGAUAGGCAUAUAGCAAAACAUGAAUGAUGGUGGGACUAUAGUUGAUGUUUAGUUGUUCUUUUUCUGUAUUUCUGAGUUUCCCCCCAACAUUGAAAAUCUUUUGAAAUCUUUCUCUUUUAAAGAAUAAAUGUUCAUGGGUUUGGGGGGUC